Molecule: messenger RNA, 3871 nt
Organism: Melitaea cinxia (Glanville fritillary)
Lineage: Eukaryota; Metazoa; Arthropoda; Insecta; Lepidoptera; Nymphalidae
Product: small G protein signaling modulator 2-like
Exons: 23
Coding region: 177-3740 (1187 amino acids)
Biological process (GO): activation of GTPase activity
Molecular function (GO): GTPase activator activity
Source: RefSeq, a predicted model, not a curated record
GUAUCGCUAGCAGCGGACUGCGCGCGGCGCGACAUCGAUUUUUCCACUAAAUAAGCCAUUUUCAACCAUCAGUGAGAUUGUAAACACGUUCUGUUCAGUUCGGAAUAAUAAAAUUCAGAUAAGUGAAUACGUGUGGCUCUUCCCGUUAAUAAUGCGCUACAGUGGGUCGUUAUUUAAUGACAAUGGCCGCUCAAAAUAAAGUUGAAAGUGAGUCGGAAGAGAUGCCGACGGCUGCGUCUGACCCCAGUACCGAGCAGAAGGAACGAUUGAUAGCUGCCGUGAAGAAAGAAGUUAAGCAGUUGAUGGAAGAGGCCGUUACACGAAAAUUCGUUCAUGAGGAAAGCGGAGGGGUGACUGCACUCUGUGGCGCGGUGGAAGCUUGCCUCGGUCAAGGUCUUAGGCGACGCGCCCUCGGUCUCUUCAAGACAAGCUCCACUACUGCGCUUUUGCAUAAAAUUGCUAAGAACUGUCCAGAAGCAGCUCUAAUAUCCGCUCGAGUUCUGAGCGCCGAGGGUGCACCAGCCACGCGGUCUGCUUCUGGUGUCGAGAGGCGACCGUCAGCUCCUCGACCACCACUUAACAAGCGGGGCUCCGGUUCCCUGUUGUCACAGUCACCGCCGCAGUCUAAAUACCUGUGGAUACGAAUAGCUCUUUUUGAGCGUCAAUUAGCGAAAAUAAUCGAGCAUCUAGUGAACAACGCAAGUAAAUACUACGAAAGGGAUGCUCUGGUAGCGGACCCUGACUACGGCAGUAUCUUAAGUUCUUUGCUGGUUGGACCUUGCGCCUUAGAAUACUCUAAAGCAAAAGCACCGGCGUGCUUUUGGACUGACCCCCCUGCGGAUGAGCUGGUUCAGAGACACAGAAUGUCCGCCGGUACAACAACGCCACCGUCAGUACGUAGGCCUAUCCUCAACUUUAAGAGAAGUCUCAAUGCGUCUUCAGACGAUGGCAGCGCUGUCAGCACAGGAACCGCAAACGCGACUGCUUCGAGCGCAAAGGAUUAUGUCGAAAGUUUACACCAGAAUUCAAGAGCGACGCUUCUAUACGGCAAAAAUAAUGUUCGUGUUCAGCCGAAGGAUGUCGAAGAACCAAUGCCUGGUUAUUUAAGCUUACAUCAGUCGGCCGCCGGGCUUGUUAUAAAAUGGACACCGAACCAGCUCAUGAACGGUUACGCGGAGAGCGAAGGAAUCGAUAAAAGUCAGUUACGUUGGCACUUAGUGCAUGUGUCGGCGUGUCCGCACGAGUGUGUUCUGUGCAGCGCCGCGCCUUGCACCGUGUUUAGGCAGAGAUGUGCCGGCUCGCUUUGUAUCAAUUGCGUGUACUGGGCGAUGUCACUCCAGGUUUGCGUAUGGGAGGUGGUGUACGUUCACGUCCAUCGAUCUAAGGCGAGCGAUGCUCUCAUUUUGGUGGGGCAGGAUGGGGUUCAACGACCUCCCAUACAUUUUCCUAAAGGAGGUCAUUUACUGUCAUUUUUAAGCAAUUUAGAAACAGGUUUACUACCGCACGGUCAACUUGACCCACCGCUGUGGUCACAGAGAGGAACCGGCAAGGUAUUCGGCCGCGGUAAAAACCGUCGACGACCUUUACCAAGCUUAUGUGAGAGUGGAGAGUCCGAAGAGCCAGAUUGGGAAGAAGUGGCGGGCGACUACGUAUUCCGAAUAGUCAACAACGCUAUUACCGAUAGAGAAGCCAUGCGCCACUCCCUGUUAGAGCGAGUGGUGCAGUCACCGCCGCGAACUCCUCGCCGACCGCUAGCAUCGACGUCCACCACGUCGUCGGACUCCUCCACUAUGUCCGUGGACUGUCCAUUAACUGGAGUGAAUGGACACACACCUACGCCCACGCCGAACCCCAUUGUCGAAGAGGUCGCCUCUAUCGAGUUAGUUUGUAGUACCAUGCGUCGUCAAAUCAUAUCUCGGGCGUUUUAUGGAUGGCUCGCUUAUUGCAGACAUCUGUCUACCGUGCGGACGCAUCUUAGUGGACUAGUUAAUCCUAAUAUUAUAUCAAAAGACGGGAUAGAAUCUGGGUUGACCGAAGAGAUUUGGCGAUCCAUGAUGGACAAUCGAGGAGUAGUGACAGAUAAGGACGAAGUGUAUAGGAUAGUUUACUACGGCGGUGUGCAACAUGAUAUCAGAAGAGAAGUGUGGCCGUUCCUCUUAGGAUAUUACGAAUUUGGAUCAACCGCUGAAGAAAGGAUGGAACAGGACGUGACGUACCGACGACAAUAUGAAACGACGAUGUCUGAAUGGUUGUGUGUCGAAGCAAUCGUACGACAGAGGGAUAGAGAAGCGACUGCUGCGUCUAUUGCGCGACUUACAGCAUCUGCUGGAAAGCCUCGAACAGAACUUGACGAACCUAACGAGGUAUUCGAAGACGAUUGCAGUGUUAUAUCAGACAAUCCACCAAUAGUCUCGCCAGAACCAAGUGAAAACGAACAAAGGAAACCGGAAUCAAAACCUGUACUCUCACGAGCACCGAGUAUAGACGAAGUUGAAAAUAUUGAAUUAGAUUCAGAAGACAAAGGAAAAGUAGCAGAUACAGUUAACGGGGACACGGCAAUAAUUGAUAGUAGAGACAUUGAUAGCCUCAAUGAUUUAGAAGUAGAUGACGACGUGUGUAUUAAGAGUGUUGUGGAAAAUCCUGAUUUGAGAAGAGAAAGUAUUGCUGAGAUUAAGCGACUUGCAGAAGGUUUUGUGCAAAAGGGAGACGGUAGAGGGUUGCUAUGCAGUGUCGAUAGCGGUAAUACCAACCUCAACGGUAAUGAUAUGAGGUCGUCAAUAGAUGAACCUCUGCCUAGUUCGCAUCAGCAGCACACUAGCGUUAUUAUAACGAACCCUUCUGUAGACUUGGCUCCGUCCGGCUCACCAGCAUCCGGUGGAACAACAGCGAACGCGAGCCCCGCGCGCAGCCCGCUGGGCGUGGUCCGCGAGGAGUCGCAGUCGGCGGGCGCGUCGUUCGACACGCUGGAGCCCAGCGACGGCCGCCCCGAGCGCCCCGAGCGCCCCGAGCGCCCCGACAACCGCUCCAGCUGCGUCUCCCCCGCCAGCUCAAACGGAGGGGUGUACUCUAAUGAAUUAGUCGAGAGCUUCGCUUUGAAUCUACAUCGAAUCGAAAAAGACGUACAAAGAUGUGACAGAAAUUAUCCAUUUUUCACGGAUGAAAAUUUAGACAAAUUGAGAAACAUAAUGUGCACGUAUGUCUGGGAGCAUUUGGAGAUGGGAUACAUGCAAGGCAUGUGUGAUUUGGUGGCGCCGCUGCUAGUGAUAAUGAAGGAAGAAGCCACGGCGCAUGCAUUGUUUUCGCGACUCAUGCACAGAGCGAGGGAUAACUUCCCAUCUGGUCAAGCUAUGGACGCGCAUUUUGCUGACAUGAGGUCACUCAUUCAGAUCUUGGACUGCGAGCUAUACGAGUUGAUGCAUGCCCAUGGAGACUACACACACUUCUACUUCUGUUACCGUUGGUUCCUGCUGGAUUUCAAACGGGAGUUGCUGUACCAAGAUGUUUUCGCGGCCUGGGAGUUGAUAUGGGUGGCCCGUCACGUGGCCUCGGAGCACAUGGUGCUGUUCAUAGCGCUCGCUCUGCUCGAGACCUACCGUGACGUCAUACUCGCCAACGCCAUGGAUUUCACUGAUAUCAUUAAAUUCUUCAACGAAAUGGCUGAGCGGCACGACGCUUCCGCCGUGUUAUCUCUGGCUAGGGAUCUAGUGCUGCAAGUCCAGACCCUAAUCGAGAACAAAUAGAGUUUAAAAUGCAGUGACCUUAGCAUCACAUUAGAACAAUGAUUGUAUGGAUCAUAGAGCAAAUGUUCGAAGGCUAGGUCCUAUUAAAAUUGGAAUAAUCGUAAAUAACGAAUAAAUAAUUUUACUAUCAA